AUGGCCAUUACAGAGUAUAACGAAUCACGUAGAAUAGAUACCGAGAAACCAUUGAUGAACUCGACCGUCACUGCUCUUGAUGAGUCGCACUCGUCUUCUCUGAACACACCUGAUCGACAGCAUGGUCAAGGAUCAUUCUCAACAGAACGUCCGGUAUGGAUGAGAACGAUCUUGAUGGUCAUUGAUCUUCUUCUAGCAGCAUCGCCUCUACUAUUUAUCGGCAUUGCUCUCGCGGCUAUUGCUUACAACAAAAAGCCAAUAGGUUACGCCAGUCACACUAUCCGAGGAGUUGAUAUGUCCUUCAAUGGUGGAGAUAUCAUCAUUGAUGCUGCUCGUAUCGCUGUCAGUAUCUUUCCGAUCAUCUUUGCAGCAAUUGCUGGUCGCUUUCUCAAGGCCUAUGCUCUACACCGAGCGGAACAUGGAUCUCAGAUGGGUGUACUUGAACAACUCUAUGGCAGUCAGAGUUUGGCGAACGCUCUACAACUCUCAGUCGCCUUGAAAGGACCUGGACUUAUCGGUGUAGGUGUAGUACUACUCUGGCUCCUGUCUCCGCUUGGAGGCCAAGGUGUUGGGCGUGUCCUUGGCAGGACUACUCGGUCCACAUACUCGGCCAGUACGGCUUUCUAUACUGACACAAGCGCCAAUCUAACAGCCUUCAACUCUCGAAGAUCGUCUAGCCUCACCUUGCCAGCUACAAGCGCUCUCCUUACGUCCGCAUUACUGACCGACCGUCUUGCAGAUAGUGAGAACGAUGUCUGGGGCAAUGUCAAGAUUCCGUACUUUCAUUCUAUCAAGUCGAGCAACAAUUCUGAAUGGUUGACACCUGACGCAAAUAGUACCAGCUCGUCGCUCGUUGGUAUCACUGUCUACAAUCUGACUGCAGAUGCCGGCACUGAAUUCAACAUGUCGAGCUCCUACGUAACGCUCAAUUGCCAGGAACCUUUGUCUUUCAGCUACAUGCCACCUGACUAUAGGACGGACAGCGAUGGCGUCACUGCUCUUGCUAAUAUGACAGGUUACAAUCGAUUCAUGGAGUGGUACGGCACGACUUCUACAAGCAUGUUGACGAACUCGACGGAUACUAAUACUACCGAUACAUCAAGCCAAAAGUGGAGUGACUGGCAAUAUCUACUUGACGUGCGUAGCAGCCUUAACAACGAUUUCCUGAACACUAUUCUCAGACCGCCCACGAUUAUCUACGCUUCCCAAUCAUUCUCAUCUCCUGAUUGGUCUGGCUCGGUGAUCAAGGCUUACGAGUGCAGAGCGGAAGUUGAGUGGAUUCAAGUCAGCGUCGAAUGCCCAAGCAAUCAAAACUGCUAUCUGACACAAGCACGGAGUAUCCAGCGACCCCAAGAAUUGGAAACCGAUAGCAUCUUUUCUGAAUACCCAAUCGCCAACACAGACAGUGCAUCGCCUAUCGUCAACCUUCUCAGCUUCCUCAACAGCUUUGGCAGUUACAAGAAUACCGAUGUGAACGUCUGGGGUCCCGCAUCAACGAUAGUCGCUUAUCUGGCAGGCGCUGACGUCUACGAGACUACUUAUCAACCCGUAAACGAUACUGCAAUUCCUCAACAAGACCUCGACUACCGACUCGCAACGCUGAUCAACACAGCUUGGCUCAUCUCGCUUCAACAGACCAACCUCGCGAUGUCAAGCAGCACCAAUACUACCUUAUCAGCUGUUCCUGAGUCUGAUCCGCUCAAUUACAUGCUUCCCAGUGGCAAGACUUUGAACUACGUUAUGGCUCCUUCUCCCGCUACGACAAUCUUCACCACGGAGAUCUAUCAGACAAAUUGGGCUUGGGUGUCAGUAGACAUUGUUAUUUCUUGUGUGCUUUUGGCCCUGGGUAUAGCGGGAUUCUACUUCAGACAGGUGAACCGACACCCUGAUGUACUUGGGUUUGUGUCGACCCUGACACGAGACAACCCAAAUUUCGACGCACCACCACAAGCGGAGAAGUUUGACGGGCUGGAGAUGGCGAGCUACUAUAAGCAUACCAGGGUGCAACUUGUCCGUGCAGGCGAUGGCUCGGAAGACCACGCUAGGAUUACGCUGAGACCGCAGUAA
Lithohypha guttulata is the source of this 2067-nucleotide messenger RNA. RefSeq lists its product as uncharacterized. The transcript has a single exon. The record is from RefSeq and is a predicted model, not a curated record. The coding region runs from base 1 to 2067 and encodes 688 amino acids. NCBI's taxonomy places the organism in Eukaryota, Fungi, Ascomycota, Eurotiomycetes, Chaetothyriales, Trichomeriaceae.